AUGGCGACCUGCAUCGGGGAGAAGAUCGAGGAUUUUAAAGUUGGAAAUCUGCUCGGUAAGGGAUCAUUUGCUGGUGUCUACAGGGCUGAGUCCAUUCACACUGGUUUGGAAGUUGCAAUUAAAAUGAUCGACAAGAAAGCCAUGUACAGAGCUGGAAUGGUACAGAGAGUCCAAAAUGAGGUGAAAAUACAUUGCCAAUUGAAACAUCCUUCUAUCUUGGAGCUUUAUAACUAUUUUGAAGAUAGCAAUUAUGUAUACCUGGUAUUAGAGAUGUGCCAUAAUGGAGAAAUGAACAGGUAUCUAAAGAACAGAAUGAAACCCUUCUCAGAAAACGAAGCUCGACUCUUCAUGCAUCAGAUCAUCACAGGAAUGUUGUAUCUUCAUUCUCAUGGUAUAUUACAUCGGGACCUCACACUUUCUAACCUCUUACUUACACGUAAUAUGAAUGUCAAGAUUGCUGAUUUUGGUCUAGCAACUCAAUUGAAAAUGCCACAUGAAAAGCAUUAUACAUUAUGUGGAACUCCUAAUUAUAUUUCACCAGAAAUUGCAACUCGAAGUGCACAUGGACUUGAAUCUGAUGUUUGGUCCUUGGGCUGUAUGUUUUAUACAUUACUUAUUGGGCGACCACCGUUUGACACAGAUACAGUCAAGAACACUUUAAAUAAAGUAGUAUUGGCAGACUAUGAAAUGCCUCUGUUUUUGUCAAGAGAGGCCAAGGACCUUAUUCACCAGUUACUUCGUAGGAAUCCAGCAGACCGUUUAAGUCUGUCUUCAGUGUUAGACCAUCCUUUUAUGUCCCGAAAUUCUUCAACAAAAAGUAAAGAUUUGGGAACUGUUGAAGACUCUAUUGAUAGUGGACAUGCCACAAUUUCUACUGCAAUUACAGCUUCUUCUAGUUCCAGUAUAAGUGGUAGUUUGUUUGAUAGGAGAAGACUUUUGAUUGGACAGCCACUCCCAAAUAAAAUGACUCUAUUUCCAAAGAAUAAAAAUUCAAGUGAUUUUUCUACUUCAGGAGAUGGAAGUAGUUUUUAUACUCAGUGGGGAAACCAAGAGCAAGAAACUACUAAUAGUGGAAGGGGACGAGUAAUCCAAGAUGCAGAAGAAAGGCCACAUUCUCGAUACCUUCGUAGAGCCCAUUCCUCUGAUAGAUCUGGCACUUCCAAUAAUCAGUCUCGUCCAAAAACGUAUGCAAUGGAACGAUGUCAUUCAGCAGAAAUGCUUUCAAGGUCUAAAAGAUCAGGAGUGGAUAUAAAUGAAGGAAGAAACUCACCUAUAAACAGCAAUGCCAACAUUUUUCACUUCUUUAAAGAAAAGACAUCUGAUAGUUCUGGAUCUUUUGAAAGACCUGAAAAUGAUCAAGCACUCUCCAAUCAUCUUUGUCCAAGAAAAACUCCUUUUCCAUUUUCAGACAAGACAUCUCAUACUGAGGUGAUGCAACAGUGGUUUGGGAAUCUACAACUGAAUGCUCAUUUACAGGAACCUAUUGAACACAGCAUUAGCUUAAACAGAGAUUACCAGGGCCAUCCAGAUUCGCAGAAAGACACAUCAAGAAAUGCCUGGAGUGAUAAAAGAACCAAAAAGAACUCCAAUGCUUCUGAUAAUGUACAUUGUGUAAAACAGCCGGAUCCCAUGAAAUAUGUGCCUGCACUUCACAGCAAACCUGAGAUAAUUCAACAAAAAUCUAUAUUUGACUGUGAUCCUCCUCUUGAACAAAACAAGACUAGGGGUAUGGAGCCAUUCUCUGGUUACCAGAAACAGACAUUACGAAGCAUUACUUCUCCUUUGAAUGCUCACAGGUUAAAACCAAUCAGACAGAAAACUAAAAAGGCUGUGGUGAGCAUACUUGAUUCAGAGGAAGUGUGUGUGGAGCUUCUCAAGGAAUAUACAUCUCAAGAAUAUGUGAAAGAAGUUCUUCAAAUAUCUAGCGAUGGAAAUGUGAUCACUAUUUAUUACCCACAUGAUGGAAAAGAUUUUCCUCUUGCUGAUAGACCACCCUCACCUACUGACAAUAUCAGUAGGUACAGCUUUGACAAUUUGCCAGAAAAGUACUGGAAAAAAUAUCAGUAUGCUUCCAGAUUUAUACAGCUUGUAAGAUCUAAAUCUCCUAAAAUCACUUAUUUUACAAAAUAUGCUAAAUGUAUUUUGAUGGAGAAUUCCCCUGGUGCUGAUUUUGAGGUUUGGUUUUAUGAUGGAGCAAAAAUCCACAAAACAGAAGAAUUAAUUCAGGUGAUUGAAAACACUGGGAAAUCUUACACCUUAAAAGGUGAAGGUGAAAUUAAUAGCUUGAAAGAAGAAAUGAAAGUGUAUAUGGAUCAUGCUAAUGAGGGCCAUCGUAUUUGUUUAGCAUUGGAAUCUGUAAUUUCAGAAGAGGAAAAGAAAAGUCGAAGUGCUCCCUUUUUCCCAAUAAUUAUAGGAAGAAAACCUGGCAGCACGAGUUCACCUAAGUCCUUAUCACCUCCUCCUGUGGAUCCGAGUUACCCAAUGGUGAUGAAUAGUGCUACUUCUCUAAAACAGGCACCAGUACUUAAUCCUUCUAUGGUUGCAAAUGAAGAACUUGGCCUUACAGCUACAGCUUCUAGCAACUUUAAAGAUUGUCUUCCUAAAUCAGCACAGCUUCUGAAAUCUGUUUUUGUGAAAAAUGUUGGUUGGGCUACACAGUUAACUAGUGGAGCUGUGUGGGUUCAGUUUAAUGAUGGGUCCCAGCUGGUCGUGCAGGCAGGAGUGUCUUCUAUCAGUUACACAUCACCAAAUGGUCACACAACUAGGUAUGGAGAAAAUGAAAAAUUACCAGAAUACAUCAAACAGAAAUUACAGUGUCUGUCUUCCAUUCUUUUGAUGUUUUCUAAUCCAACUCCUACUUUUCAUUGA
This is a messenger RNA of Chrysochloris asiatica (Cape golden mole), 2868 nucleotides long. It is a transcript of the gene PLK4, whose product is annotated as polo-like kinase 4. The transcript is spliced from 16 exons. Gene Ontology annotation, biological process: protein phosphorylation. Lineage: Eukaryota; Metazoa; Chordata; Mammalia; Afrosoricida; Chrysochloridae. The record is from RefSeq and is a predicted model, not a curated record. Gene Ontology annotation, molecular function: ATP binding; protein kinase activity; protein binding. The coding region runs from base 1 to 2868 and encodes 955 amino acids.